UAAACAAAUUUCAGAAAAUGGCGCUGUCCUGUGGCCUGUCAGUGCUUGUCGAAAGGAAGUAACUAUAUUUGAAUUUGUAGUUUCAAGAAAGUCUAGUAACCAUCUGAGCCUGUGUAUUCUCAUCUUGUGCAGCAGCCAGUGAUGGCGUCGAGGGAUGAAGAACUGCGUCGACAGUGUCAGGGCCUGUUGCAGAGACUCAAGUUCCAGCAAAGUGAACUGAAGGUGAUGAUACCGGGUACAUCAUCUACUCAUCAGGAGCCAUCAUCAAACAACCUGUACAACCACCGCAGUGAUCUCAAGCCCGAGUAUGCAAGAGACAAACUGAGAAGUGUAGUCCGGUCCACAGACAGAGGAGAGGAACAGACCUCCUAUUCAGGCUCCAGAUAUAAUGGGAACCAGACAAGACCUUCAUAUACCAAAGUGGCCAACAGUUUACUGAAUGAAACGUCAAGUAGGAGACAUGUUGGGAGUUUAGGGAGUGAAGGGUUUUCAGGCGUUGGUAGAGAUGUCCCAGCAGAGCCCUCUUACACCACUGACGGGAAUGCGGCAAGUGGACAGACCUACUCCUGUGGGUACACCACGACGCCGAGGACACGGCGGAGGAGAGAACUCAUUGACAGAAAUGUAAAGGUUGACAGCAGACUCAGCAGCUCCGAAGAUGUUGACACCGGCGACCGCCUCAACUUCAGCUACUCUGACGUGAUGGAUGACGACAUGACCUUCCUUAAAUCUGCUCUCAACCAGUCCCCAGAGGAAGUUUUCCAGGACGUCUCCGACCGGAGAGUCAAUGAUGAGUGGAGGGCUGGAAAGUCCGACAGUGUGAGGUUUGGGGACACGCGAUGGGAAGAUAUCCGGUGGGAAGACCGGCGGGGCGGGUUACCUGAAGAGGGAGACGGAGGGUCAGGGGUGCCAUCUGCCGCGAUGGACUCGGAAGUGACGUACGCCAAGCAAUUGGUGGAUGAAGGCAACAACAAGGAGAUGGCGGGGUUUGUCCGAGAGACGGUGACGAGACCCAGGUCCGUACUCACCAGCAAUGAUACAACGCUUUCACGCAGUAGAAACAAGACAUCAACCAAGGUGAGCUUCCGUUCCUCGGCCGACAGUUCCAGUGUUAUCCGGCGGGAAUCUCAGAAGAAGAUGUUGGGAUAUGACUGGAUCGCCGCUCUGCUGGACAAUGACAAGGACGUGAUUGAUGAGUCGGAGGCUUACUUCGAGGACCUGAAGGAGUUCCGGCGAGUCAACCGAGAGGAAUGCUCCAACAUGGUCUACAUGGAAGGUCCUGUGUCUCUGGCAGCUACCAGAGAGCCAUCGCCGGUAGCCAAGGCUAUCUCGGACACCAAAGUGAAGCCCUACAUGGUGAAUGAGCGGCUGUUCACGGUGCCCAUCAAGAAGUGCCUGUUGGAGGACUUCAAGGGGGGCACGGAGGAGGAGGGGGAGCAGAAGGAGCCAAAGAAAAAACCUACAGCAGAGGACCCGAGAUUUGUCAGGGUGAGCAUCCCCCGCUCCACCCUAGAGACGCCCUACCGCUUCAAGCCACAUCGCAGAAACAGCUUCGACCCCACAGAUUCCUGUGGACUAAGGGAGCACUGCCUUCUGGGGUGGGAGAACUCCCGGCCGGCCAUGAUGCCAGCCGCAUCCAACCUCGGCAUCAGCGACGCCACGCAUGGCAUUACAUCCAAGAUGGCUACGACUUUGGCUGAUGCAGAGCGACUGGCAAGCUCGUACGAGUGGGCAUUCCCCCAGGCCACCACCCACCGGCCCGACAUGUUCCCCUCCUGGAGGAAGGGCUACCAGGACUCCGUGGUCAACCUGUCCAACGCCAAUGUCACGCGGCCUCCAGGGUGUGCCAACUUCACCCAGUCCCUGGGGUCCUCCAGUCUGUCAGCUGGGUCUGAGGGACUUCGGAAGACCACGAAUGAUCUGCUGAACUCGACGUACUCCAUGAUGUAUGAAAUGGAGAGGCUGAAGAGGGAGAGGGCCAUGGCCCCUCAGACUCAGGCUAAAGGCGUUGCAUAGGACAGCUCAAUGUAGAAACAGUUAUUUAAUGGGUUCUUGUGAUUAUUUUCAUCAAGGGUCUUCUUUAAUCUUAAAUUUUUAACAUUUUGGUUAUCAGUUGGACCCCUAGAGGCUCUUUCAUAAAUGAAGGGAACAGAAUUCUGCUGUUUGAAAAAUGCAAGUUUAAAUCUGACAUUAUUACUCAUUACUGGUUCUCUUCACACAAUGUGAUGUGAAUACAGGUUUGAUUUUAAUGUCGAGUAUCCAAAUGUAGAGGGAUAGGUAACGUUUAACAUGCUUGAAGGUGGCAAAUAGUGUUGAGUGUACAGGAAUGUUGUGCUGAUGGCAAUGACAAGGGGCUCUCUCUAACUGAAUUCUGUUGUCAUGUGUGAUGGCAUUAGAUUCCUGCCCUGAAGUGGGGACACUAUUGCAGGAGGCUGGUCUCUCGAGAGUUUGUUGUAGGGGGUGUCUAUUUUUGUGUUCGCUAAAUGAAGACUUGAUGUAAACACUUGUUAAUAUUGCUGUUCUGUUUGGACAUAUUUAAUUAAAAUAGAGCCAUAUUUAUUCUGUUUUUAACAAUAAAAUGUGUAUAAUA
This is a messenger RNA of Haliotis rufescens (red abalone), 2590 nucleotides long. RefSeq lists its product as uncharacterized. The transcript has 10 exons. Bases 142 to 2016 code for a protein of 624 amino acids. NCBI's taxonomy places the organism in Eukaryota, Metazoa, Mollusca, Gastropoda, Lepetellida, Haliotidae. The record is from RefSeq and is a predicted model, not a curated record. Gene Ontology annotation, biological process: negative regulation of G2/M transition of mitotic cell cycle; negative regulation of cell migration.